Messenger RNA from Saccharomyces mikatae IFO 1815, 4551 nucleotides. RefSeq names its product ATP-binding cassette glutathione S-conjugate transporter YCF1 (gene YCF1). Gene Ontology annotation, biological process: transmembrane transport. The transcript has a single exon. The coding region runs from base 1 to 4551 and encodes 1516 amino acids. Gene Ontology annotation, molecular function: bilirubin transmembrane transporter activity; ATP binding; ATP hydrolysis activity. The record is from RefSeq and is a predicted model, not a curated record. Gene Ontology annotation, cellular component: membrane. Lineage: Eukaryota; Fungi; Ascomycota; Saccharomycetes; Saccharomycetales; Saccharomycetaceae.
AUGACUGGUAGUCUUGCUUCGUGGUCCUGCAAGCUCUGUAGAUCUCAUGAGGGAUUCGGACCUAUAUCCUUUUAUGGCGACUUCACUCAAUGCUUUAUUGAUGGUGUAGUCUUAAAUCUGUCAGCAAUUUUUAUGUUAGUUUUUGGUACCAGGGAUUUGGUUCAUCUUUGUAAGAUAAGACAUCCUGGCGUAAAAUAUAGACGAAAUUGGAUUAUUGUUUCUAGAAUGGCACUUGUCCUGUUGGAGAUAGCAUUUGUUUCACUCGCAUCUUUGAAAUUGUCUAAAGAUGAAACUGAAGAUUUUACAAUUGUAAGCCAAUAUGCUUCGACCAUGUUGUCUUUAUUUGUUGCCCUAGGUCUACAUUGGAUUGAAUACGACAGAUCAGUUGUAGCCAACACCGUACUUUUAUUUUAUUGGCUUUUUGAAACAUUUGGUAAUUUUUCCAAACUAAUAAAUAUCCUUAUUAGACAUACAUACGAAGGUGGAUGGUAUUCUGGUGAGCAAGGUUUCAUACUGACAUUAUUUCAAGUAAUUACAUGCGCCGGUAUUCUACUACUUGAAGCUCUUCCAAAGAAACCGCUAAUGCCACACCAACACAUACAUCAAAGCUUGACAAGAAGGAAACCGAAUCCAUAUGAUAGCGCCAAUAUAUUCUCCAGGAUUACUUUUUCGUGGAUGUCAGGUUUAAUGAAAACUGGUUAUGAAAAGUACCUAGUGGAAGCAGAUUUAUAUAAAUUACCAAAGAAUUUCAGCAGCGCAGAAUUAUCUCAAAAAUUGGAGAAAAAUUGGCAAAGUGAACUAAAGCAAAAAUCAAAUCCUUCGCUAUCUUUGGCUAUAUGCAAAACAUUUGGAUCUAAAAUGCUUCUAGCUGCCUUUUUUAAGGCCAUUCAUGAUAUUUUGGCAUUUACUCAGCCACAAUUACUAAGGAUUUUGAUUAAGUUUGUUACCGACUAUAACGAUGAGAGAGAAAAUGGUAGUAAUCCUUCUGUUUUCGGAUUUCAAAGUAGCCCCCAUCAAAAGUUGCCCAUCGUAAGAGGGUUUCUGAUUGCGUUCGCUAUGUUUCUUGUGGGAUUUACUCAGACGUCUGUCCUGCAUCAGUAUUUUCUGAACGUUUUCAAUACAGGGAUGUACAUCAAAAGCGCUUUAACUGCCUUGAUAUAUCAAAAGUCGUUAGUCUUAUCUAAUGAGGCAUCUGGACUUUCUUCUACUGGUGAUAUUGUUAAUCUAAUGAGUGUGGAUGUUCAAAAGUUACAGGAUUUGACGCAAUGGUUAAAUCUAAUAUGGUCAGGUCCCUUCCAAAUUAUUAUCUGCCUGUAUUCAUUGUAUAAGUUGUUGGGAAAUUCAAUGUGGGUUGGUGUAAUUAUCUUAGUUAUCAUGAUGCCAUUGAAUUCAUUCUUAAUGAGAAUACAAAAGAAGUUACAAAAAUCCCAGAUGAAGUACAAAGAUGAAAGAACCCGUGUUAUAAGUGAAAUCCUAAACAAUAUUAAAUCCCUGAAGCUAUAUGCAUGGGAGAAACCUUACAGAGAAAAGCUGGAGGAAGUAAGAAACAACAAGGAAUUGAAGAAUUUAACAAAAUUGGGCUGUUAUAUGGCGGUUACAAGCUUUCAGUUUAAUAUAGUUCCUUUCCUUGUUUCAUGCUGCACCUUUGCGGUAUUUGUAUAUACCGAAGAUAGGGCAUUGACAACUGAUUUGGUUUUCCCCGCUUUGACCCUUUUCAAUCUGCUUUCAUUCCCAUUAAUGAUUAUUCCCAUGGUUUUGAAUUCUUUUAUCGAAGCUUCUGUUUCUAUUGGUAGAUUAUUCUCAUUCUUUACUAAUGAAGAGCUGCAACCGGAUUCCGUCCAGCGCUUACCAAAUGUAGAGAAUAUCGGCGAUAUAGCCAUUAAUAUUGGAGAUGACGCUACUUUUUUAUGGCAACGAAAGCCGGAAUAUAAGGUGGCCUUAAAGAAUAUUGAUUUCCAAGCUACAAAAGGGAAUUUAACUUGCAUUGUCGGCAAGGUUGGAAGUGGUAAAACAGCUUUAUUAUCAUGCAUGCUCGGUGAUCUAUUUAGAGUGAAAGGUUUUGCAACAGUUCAUGGCUGUAUUGCAUAUGUUUCACAAGUACCGUGGAUAAUGAAUGGUACCGUAAAAGAAAACAUUCUUUUUGGGCAUAAGUAUGAUGCGGAAUUUUAUGAAAAAACUAUCAAAGCCUGUGCAUUAACUAUUGAUCUGGCGAUUUUGAUGGAUGGGGAUAAGACUUUGGUUGGUGAGAAGGGAAUUUCCUUGUCAGGAGGGCAGAAAGCUCGUCUAUCUUUAGCAAGAGCAGUUUAUUCAAGAGCAGAUACUUAUUUACUCGACGAUCCUUUGGCAGCUGUUGAUGAACAUGUUGCAAGGCACUUGAUCGAACAUGUAUUGGGCCCAAAUGGUUUGCUACAUACAAAAACUAGGAUAUUAGCCACCAAUAAGGUGAGCGCUUUAUCAAUCGCAGAUUCUAUUGCAUUGUUGGAUAAUGGAGAAAUCAUUCAACAAGGCGCAUAUAGUGACAUUACUAAGGAUGCGGACUCUCCGUUAUGGAAAUUACUAAACGAUUAUGGUAAGAAAAAUAAUAAUAAGCAGAGUGAAGAGUGUGACUCUUCCAAAAACUCGGUUCGUGAAAGCAGUAUACCAGUCGAAGGCGAGCUGGAACAAUUGCAAAAACUAAAUGAUUUGGAUUUUGGAAGUCCUGAUACCGUAAGUUUAAGGAGAGCUAGUGAUGCAACCCUAAGAAGUAUUGACUUUGGUGACGAUGAAAAUAUUGCUAAAAGAGAGCAUCGUGAGCAAGGGAAAGUGAAGUGGAAUAUCUACUUAGAGUACGCUAAAGCUUGCAACCCGAAAAGUGUGUGUGUAUUCUUAUUGUUCAUUGUUAUAUCAAUGUUACUUUCCGUCAUGGGUAAUGUAUGGUUGAAACAUUGGUCCGAAAUUAACAGCCGCUAUGGAGGUAAUCCGAAUGCUGCUCGUUACUUGGCCAUUUAUUUUGCCCUUGGUAUCGGCUCUGCACUAGCCACUUUAAUCCAAACAAUUAUUUUAUGGGUUUUUUGUACUAUUCACGCUUCCAAAUAUUUGCAUAACUUGAUGACAAACUCUGUUUUAAGAGCCCCGAUGACUUUUUUCGAAACAACACCAAUUGGUAGAAUUUUGAACCGUUUUUCAAACGAUAUAUAUAAAGUAGAUGCUUUAUUGGGAAGAACGUUUUCUCAGUUCUUCGUCAAUGCAGUAAAGGUCACAUUUACUAUUACGGUCAUUUGUGCAACGACGUGGCAAUUUAUCUUCAUCAUUAUUCCGCUAGGUGUAUUUUACAUUUACUACCAGCAGUAUUAUUUGAGAACAUCGAGAGAAUUGCGUCGUUUAGAUUCUAUCACCAGAUCACCAAUAUACUCCCAUUUUCAGGAGACUUUGGGCGGUCUUGCUACAGUUAGAGGUUAUUCACAGCAAAAGAGAUUUUCACAUAUUAAUCAAUGCCGUAUAGAUAAUAACAUGAGUGCAUUUUAUCCCUCCAUUAAUGCCAAUCGUUGGUUAGCUUAUAGACUGGAACUUAUCGGUUCUAUUAUAAUUCUAGGUGCAGCAACCUUAUCCGUUUUUAGACUAAAGCAAGGCACACUAACCUCGGGAAUGGUUGGCUUAUCAUUAAGUUACGCAUUACAAAUCACGCAAACGUUAAAUUGGAUCGUUAGGAUGACUGUAGAGGUUGAGACCAAUAUUGUUUCAGUGGAAAGAAUAAAAGAAUAUGCUGACUUGAAGAGUGAAGCCCCUUUAAUAAUUGAAGGUCAUAGACCACCCAAACAAUGGCCCGCUCAAGGUGACAUUAGGUUCAACAAUUACUCUACUCGUUACAGGCCAGAGCUUGAUCUUGUUCUGAAGCAAAUUAAUAUACAUAUAAAACCAAACGAAAAAGUUGGUAUUGUUGGCAGAACAGGAGCGGGGAAAUCCUCAUUAACAUUAGCUCUUUUCAGAAUGAUCGAGGCCAGUGAGGGAAAUAUUGUGAUUGAUGGUGUUUCCAUCAACGAGAUUGGUCUAUAUGACUUGAGACACAAACUAUCCAUCAUACCUCAAGAUUCUCAGGUAUUUGAAGGUACUGUUCGUGAAAACAUUGAUCCGAUCAAUCAGUACUCCGACGAAGCUAUUUGGAGAGCCUUAGAACUCUCUCAUCUGAAAGAACACGUGCUAUCAAUGAGUAACGACGGACUAGACGCUCAAUUAUCGGAAGGUGGCAGUAAUUUAAGUGUUGGACAACGACAAUUAUUGUGUCUGGCAAGAGCAAUGUUGGUUCCUUCUAAGAUUUUGGUACUCGAUGAAGCUACUGCCGCAGUGGAUGUGGAAACAGAUAAAGUCGUCCAAGAGACAAUUCGCACCGCCUUCAAGGAUAGAACUAUCCUAACUAUCGCGCAUAGGCUGAACACAAUUAUGGAUAGCGAUAGAAUUAUUGUGCUGGAUAAUGGUAAAGUAGCUGAGUUUGAUACGCCAGGUCAGCUGUUAAGUAAUUCCAAAUCGUUAUUCUAUUCACAAUGUGCAGAAGCUGGGUUGGUCAACGAAGAGUAG